AUGGCGGAUCGAGGUGGUCGAAUUGCUGAAUUACGUAGUGUUGAACAUCUUCAGUCAUCUCAAGGUUUACACGGAUCAAAGAAUAGUUAUUUGAUAGUCGGAUCUAAAAAAAAUAAAGAGUUUGAACGAGAGGACGUCAAAAAAUCUGAAUCAUCGACUUUUGACAAUCUAAAGCAAUGGGAAUUGAUAGAAGGUGAUCGAGGUCUCAAAGUUGUUGAAAAACGAUCAGCAUUAGAGUGUUCAUUACCAAAGAAUUUUGAAAAACUUUCAGUACCUUGUUCACCGUCAAUGUCUCAAAAGCGAAAAACUAAUAUGCAAGCAGAACAAAAUUUGUGGAAUGAAGAUAUUGUACAAAAGUUUAAAGCUUUUGAACGAUCUAAUAUUAUCAAAACUUCAUCACUUGCACCACCAGCCAAGCAAAUGAGCAACAAAACCAAUAACGGGGAAACCGUUCAUGAUAGUCCCAUUAAAUUGGAUACGAUUUUGAAGCCGAAAAAUCCACCUGCGGAUCAAAGCAUAGACAUGUUGGAUCAGCUGGAACGACAAGUAAAAGCUAUUGAAUUGGGGACUAUUGCAGCUCGUACAAAAUUGCGCGAUAGUACUGAUUUGCAACCGCAAAUUCAACUUCGUUAUCGUGAACACGAAGAUUUGUUGAACAACGUUACUGACGAUGAAGCUGAUGGGGCAUCGUUGCAACGAGGUGAGGCUAUGAGAAAUUCAACGGGGAAUGCAGCAAUCAAAAGGCCAGCAGUUAAGUUAUCAAGAACAGCAUCAGAUACUAGACGUGGUCAGGAAACAGAAAUGCCUUUGAAAGUCCAGUCGAGAGCCCAGCAGUUAGCGAGGGUAGCUAGACCUGUAGUGAUUAAGAAAAAUGAUUCUCGUCACCGUCCUGAGGUUAGUGGAGCCCUCAAACCGCUCACCGACAUCAUGCAGAAAGCCAUUCAAGCUCAUCAGAAGACUGGAGAUGGCGUGGGAGUAUCGAGCAGCGGGGGACGGCUUUCUUCAAGAAGCCGGACCUCCGAGGAGCCUCACAUUGGCAAGUAUAAGUUACUAAAAACAAUUGGUAAAGGUAAUUUUGCCAAAGUAAAACUUGCUAAACAUAUACCAACGGGAAAAGAAGUGGCUAUCAAGAUCAUUGACAAAACUCAAUUAAACCCAGGCAGUCUUCAAAAGCUCUUCCGUGAAGUAAGGAUAAUGAAGAUGCUUGAUCAUCCAAACAUAGUAAAAUUGUUUCAAGUUAUUGAAACAGAAAAAACAUUAUACUUAGUAAUGGAAUAUGCCAGCGGUGGUGAAGUAUUUGAUUACUUGGUAUUACAUGGAAGAAUGAAAGAAAAAGAAGCUAGAGCCAAGUUUAGGCAGAUAGUGUCUGCUGUGCAGUACUGUCAUCAAAAGAAAAUAAUUCAUAGAGAUUUGAAAGCUGAGAAUCUUUUAUUAGACAGUGAAAUGAAUAUUAAAAUAGCUGAUUUUGGGUUCAGUAACGAAUUUACACCAGGAAAUAAAUUAGAUACAUUCUGUGGAUCACCACCUUACGCAGCACCUGAAUUAUUUCAAGGCAAAAAAUAUGAUGGACCUGAAGUGGAUGUAUGGUCAUUAGGAGUAAUUCUCUACACAUUAGUAUCUGGCUCAUUGCCAUUUGAUGGUUCCACAUUACGGGAAUUGAGAGAAAGAGUAUUAAGAGGGAAAUAUCGAAUUCCUUUUUACAUGUCUACUGACUGCGAGAAUUUGCUAAAAAAGUUUUUGGUGCUUAAUCCGACAAAGCGGGCCUCAUUAGAGAAUAUAAUGAAGGACAAAUGGAUGAAUAUGGGCUAUGAAGACGAUGAAUUGAAACCGUACUUAGAACCCGAACCCGAUUAUAAAGAUCACAAGAGGAUAGAAGCCCUUGCUAUCAUGGGAUAUUCAAGAACUGAAAUUGAAGACUCGCUGGGGCAGGCUAAAUACGAUGAUGUUUUCGCCACUUAUCUUUUACUAGGACGUAAAACUACUGAUCCUGAGAGUGAUGGCUCGCGGUCAGGCAGUUCACUAUCACUGCGUAACAUUCCGCCACAAGCUAGUUCAGGUGCAGGAGGCGGCAGUGGAGGAAGUACUGGUGGUACAGUUCAAAGCCCUUCACAUAGAGGUGUUCAUCGGAGUAUUUCUGCUAGUAAUGCUAAACCCAGUAGACGUGCAUCUGCUGGUGUAGAAACUCUUCGUGGUGUACCAAGCCCAGGAAAUGCAACGAACCAUAAUCAUGCAUCAACUGUCACUGGUGGAACAGUGACUGCUAGUAGUGGUAGUAAUUUUAAACGACAGAACACCGUUGAUGCGGCGACUAUUAAAGAAAAUAGUGCCCGCGUUUCAUCAACACGGACAUCAGCGCCGAAAAAUAAUCCCGGACAACUUGAUACCAUGACAAUGUUUAUUCUAGGCGUCGGUACGAGUCCUGGUAGUAAAGGAAGAGUGGGCAAAAGUAAUACUAUAAAUUCAGGGGUAGGUGGUGUACGACCGCUUACCUCUCCUGCCCCUGGCUCUGUUGGUCGACGUAGCACCAUUUCUUAUGAUCAAGCUAAAACAUCAUCUUCAUCUACAGAGAGAACUAACGACGUAACUAGCUUAACCGAGGGCACUAGGCCAACGCGAGGUCAUAUCAAGUCUGCCAGCAUCAGUGCAAGUCAUAGAUCUACGAGUGGUGUAGCUCCCAGUGAUCAGUUGCUACUGGAUACUCAGCCACGGAAUGCUCACAUCUCGUUACUCACAACAACCGACCCUCUUAGGCAGAGUAUGGGAGUAUCUCCGAGUAGCAGAUUGGCAACACCCACGACACCAGCAUUUCCACGAAAUGUACCAAGUCGCAGUACGUUCCAUUCUGGUCAAAAUCGGGCGCAGAGAAAUCAUACUCAGGGGCAUACUCAUACACAGGAUACAAGCGCAAUAAGUCCACUGGCAAGGCCAUCUUUCUUUUCAAAAUUGUCAUCGAGGUUCUCUAAGCGCGCCAUGGACCAAACUGCACCCCCAAAGAACCCAGUAGUAAGUGGAGCUACAACUAAUGAUGAGCAAGUUAAACCACGUAGCUUACGUUUUACUUGGAGUAUGAGAACUACAAGCAGUCGAGAUCCAAAUGACAUUAUGGAGGAAAUACGGGGGAACACCACUGUGACGAUCGAAAAAAAGAGGGUACAUUAA
Molecule: messenger RNA, 3159 nt
Organism: Cotesia congregata
Lineage: Eukaryota; Metazoa; Arthropoda; Insecta; Hymenoptera; Braconidae
Source: the annotation of a GenBank genome assembly